Molecule: messenger RNA, 1922 nt
Organism: Erythranthe guttata (spotted monkey flower)
Lineage: Eukaryota; Viridiplantae; Streptophyta; Magnoliopsida; Lamiales; Phrymaceae
Gene: RGLG4
Product: Ca(2)-dependent phospholipid-binding protein (Copine) family
Biological process (GO): protein ubiquitination
Cellular component (GO): nucleus
Molecular function (GO): ubiquitin-protein transferase activity
Source: RefSeq, a predicted model, not a curated record
UAAAACAAGAAUGGCCCAGUAAAAUAAAACAAAGCCCACACAUAUGGGGCAUCAAAGUGUAAUAUAAGGAAAUAUCGGGGGCGUAAAUGAAAAUUGAGAAGAUUCGGAGUACUUUCAUAAAACAGAUUGUACAGAACGGUGAAGAGGACUUCCCGAAAGCAUUGAUUAGUGUUUAAAAAGUCUGGGCCUGUUUAUGGAAAUGAUUCUUCAGAUGAAACUCACAAGGCAAGAACCCCGUUCCUCCGAAUCGUGUAUUUCACGUUUACCCGAUUCUGCAUGAUCACACACACUGAAACCAGCCGAGAAUCUCGAGGUGUAAUUUUUGGAGGGGAGGGAGUGAAGAAGAUGAGAUGGGGAAUAUGUUGUUUCGGUCUCGUAACCGUAGGGGUCGUGAUUCCAGCGCGGUUGUAAGUAGUGGCUCCCAUGUUGCAACGACUGGUGGUCCGCCGUCAAGACCAGUGUCAUCUUCAACUACUCACCACCUGCUCGACGUAUUGCCGCAGAGAAACCAGAAUCAUCACUCUUCUGCUUGUACUGCUGCUAGUAAUAGUGAAGCUAAGUAUAGUGCAGGUGGUGCAGGUGGCAUGGCUACCAGCAGCAGCCGGGAUGACAAAAAGAAGAAGUACGGUUACAUCCCUGAUAACUUCACGUCCAUCGACCAGGUCACAUUGGCCUUGAGAGAAUCUGGUCUCGAGUCGUCAAAUCUAAUUGUAGGAAUUGAUUUUACAAAAAGUAAUGAAUGGACAGGCAAAGUUUCAUUCAAUAACCGUAGCCUGCAUGCUGUUGGUGAUACACAUAAUCCAUACGAGAAAGCUAUAUCCAUUAUUGGGAAGACUUUGUCCCCAUUUGACGAAGACAAUCUGAUACCUUGUUUUGGGUUUGGCGAUGCAACUACACAUGAUAAUGAAGUAUUCAGUUUUCACAAUGAUCACUCUCCUUGCCAUGGCUUUGAAGAAGUUUUGGCUUGCUACAAAAGAAUAGCUCCAAAUUUACGAUUAUCUGGACCAACAUCGUAUGGACCAGUAGUGGAUGCUGCAGUAGAUAUAGUGGAGAAAAGUGGCGGACAAUACCAUGUAUUGGUAAUCAUAGCUGAUGGCCAGGUAACAAGAAGUGUGAAUACGAAGGAUGCAGAAUUCAGCCCGCAAGAAGAGAAAACAAUAAACUCUAUAGUCAAUGCGAGUCUGCAUCCUCUCUCAAUUGUUUUGGUUGGUGUUGGCGAUGGACCCUGGGAAGAUAUGCAAAAAUUCGAUGACAAAAUCCCUACUCGUGAAUUUGACAAUUUCCAGUUUGUUAAUUUCACGGCAAUCAUGUCCAAGAACACGUUGUCCUCUGCAAAAGAGACCGCCUUUGCUCUUGCAGCACUCAUGGAGAUUCCUGACCAAUAUAAAGCAGCUAGAGAAUUUGGUUUAUUAGGACGAGUGACUGGUAAAGCGAAGAAGAUAGUUCCUAGGCCUCCACCAGCACCAUACACUCGCCAAGCUGGACUUCCAUCACGAGAUCCCGUCACUGUUUCAGCUGCUGUGCAAGCUGACCAAAAUCAGGUCUGCCCAGUUUGCUUAACCAAUGGGAAAGACUUAGCCUUCGGUUGUGGACACAUGACUUGUAGAGACUGCAGCCCAAGAUUGUCAGAAUGUCCUAUUUGUCGACAACGUAUCACAAGUCGGCUCAGGCUAUAUACUUGACGACCGCCACGUCAGCAUGAGGUUUGACGAUACAAGUUUAAGGAAGUGGAUGUAAUUCCAUAUCGCCCCCACACUGGUCCAGCAUGAAAACAUAAUAUGCUCAUGCUCCUAGUUUUUGCUUUAGUCUUACUGUCAAUGUACAUCCUUUUAGGUGGCUGGUUCUUACAGAAGCAUAUGUACAGUGUUUUAUUCUUCUUGUUCAUAUCUUUUCUUGCUUGAGUGAUUAUCCAUUUUACCAUG